CUGGAAGGGUCUUCAGGGUAGUUCUGGGGAUCGCAAUGGCCAUCCAGAUGUCGCCUUAUUUGAUGUCGGCGUUUCAGGCAAAGUCUCCCGCAAAAGACUCUGCAAUGGACACCCUGACAGAAAAGUCAGACAACUCGGGAAAGACGCAGCAGCCAAUUUCUCGUGGUCCCCAAGCAGAAAAGCUUCCUUUGCCGGGCUUUGUAAAGCGGGAGCUUCACGAACAGGGCAGAUGUGAACCGUGCCUCUUCAAGUACAACGCGGGGUGCUGGUAUGGCGAUGAGUGUCGCUACUGCCAUUUGUGCACUCAAGAACAAGUACGAAGGAAGCAGAGCCGAAGAUUCUACCAGGAAAGGGCUCUCCGAAAGGAAAAGAAACUUAACCAAGCACAAGGACCAGGCAUUCAAAGCAACUUCAAAGUGUGGCUAUGA
Molecule: messenger RNA, 428 nt
Organism: Cladocopium goreaui
Lineage: Eukaryota; Dinophyceae; Suessiales; Symbiodiniaceae
Source: the annotation of a GenBank genome assembly